CUACAUUUUCUUGUCAUGUUUCUAGCUGUUGCGCGCACGUGUUAUGCCAGUGUGCGAUCGUGCCUUUCGUCCUUUCUUUUUUGUGCUUGGCGAACAGCGUGCUGUGAUGACCGGCUUGAGAAGUUGCGACAAACGGUUUUCUUAAGACUCAUAGUCAAAGUAAAAAUUUGACGGAUUUUAGUGAAGACUUAGCAAGGAGUUCUGAAAUCGAGCAUGUUAAGAUGGUGCUUGCUGAGCGCAGGCAAAAAGUUGGCACUUCUAAAGCCAAGAUACUUUCAGCCCUUUCACGGUCAGGUACGCGGAGACAGCACUUGGAAAAACUUUGUGAAACCUUUCAGGAAGAAAACUCGCGAGGAGUACGCUCGUUCCGACGGCUUAAACCCAGCUCAGGACCUACUUGUGUACACCAGUGGGGUGCACAACUACAUGCUUUUGGCGAGUAUCACUGGAACGGGCAUCCUGGCCGGCGUCGUCUGCUGUGUCGUGUAUUUCUCCUUUAAUCCCUGGCCAAAAACCGGAACCUUCAAAGGGCGCUCUAUAAAAGUUACAUUUGCCCAGAAGAUGACCUUUGUCUGUGUGCUCGCCACGCACAUGCUCGGAUCGUUUUAUUACCUAAGGGCAGUGCCAAUACGUAUCUACUACAACAAAUCGCAGCAAAUGUUUAAUUUAGUUUUCCAGGGUGUAUUUCCAGGGUUGCGAAGAAAACUGAGCUUUAGGCCUGGAGCACUCGAGCCACUGUAUGCUGACACAAAUCCUAUAAUCAUGAAGUACCUGGGCACCUUGAGGGUGAAAAAUAGGUGGCAGAGAUUUGUAGUGUUUGAGGAGCGUUUUCACCGAACAGUUUUUUACAAUGUCCUAGUUGGCUAUGACAGUGUUGAUGUGCUUGAGGACUAGACCAGCAAGAGUGAAUUGUAUAGAUGCUUCUAAGCUGAUGUACCUGUCUAUGUGUGACUGAAGACAUCAUUAAAUUAAUUUUGAAAUUUGCCCUUGUAA
Rhipicephalus microplus (southern cattle tick) is the source of this 993-nucleotide messenger RNA. RefSeq lists its product as uncharacterized. Lineage: Eukaryota; Metazoa; Arthropoda; Arachnida; Ixodida; Ixodidae. The record is from RefSeq and is a predicted model, not a curated record.